Coffea eugenioides is the source of this 1676-nucleotide messenger RNA. Its product is annotated as G-protein coupled receptor 1. Gene Ontology annotation, cellular component: plasma membrane. Gene Ontology annotation, biological process: cell surface receptor signaling pathway; adenylate cyclase-activating G protein-coupled receptor signaling pathway. Lineage: Eukaryota; Viridiplantae; Streptophyta; Magnoliopsida; Gentianales; Rubiaceae. The record is from RefSeq and is a predicted model, not a curated record. The transcript has 10 exons. Gene Ontology annotation, molecular function: G protein-coupled receptor activity. The coding region runs from base 176 to 1186 and encodes 336 amino acids.
UACGCCGUUUAUGGUGAAAUAGAAAAUCGAAUCAAGUGAAAUACUAGAAAUAGUACGCCGUUUAUGGUGAAUUUUAACAAGAGAUGUUAAAAUUGUUUUGGGAGUAGAAAUCGAAUCAAGUGAAACACUAGCCGGAAUAUUACUGAAAGUCAUUGAAAAAGGCGGGGAUUGGGGAAUGGCGACGGUGCAGGCAGUAAUGGGGAAUCUGUCGGCGAGUGAUCGGCGAAUACUGACGGCGGUCAACACCGGAGCCUCCACCUUCUCAUUUAUCGGUUCCGGAUUCAUAGUGCUCUGCUAUUUGCUCUUCAAAGAGCUCCGCAAGUUCUCCUUCAAACUCGUCUUCUUCCUCGCCCUCUCCGACAUGCUGUGUAGUUUCUUCAGCAUAAUAGGGGAUCCAUCAAAGGGAUUUUUCUGUUAUGCUCAAGGCUAUACCACACAUUUCUUUUGUGUGGCUUCUUUUUUGUGGACAACAACAAUUGCUUUUACACUUCAUCGAACCGUUGUUAGACAUAAAACAGAUGUGGAAGAUUUAGAGCCCAUGUUUCAUUUGUAUGUUUGGGGAACUUCAGGAGUUGUGACUGUAAUACGCUCUAUCAGCAAUGACCAUGGGCAUAUAAGUCAUAUAGGAGCAUGGUGCUGGGCCCAAACAGGACGUACAGGGAAGGCGGUUCACUUUAUAACAUUUUAUGCUCCUCUUUGGGGUGCAAUUCUUUUUAAUGCUGUCACCUAUUUCCAAGUAAUACGCAUGUUAAAAAAUGCAACCCGUAUGGCAGCUGGCAUGUCGGAGAGGAUAUUCCAGUUUGAUUCACGGCCAGAUGUAAAGGACAAGGCUUGUGCUUUUGUGGGGUUUUGCAAGAAGAGGAGGAAGGUACUGAACCGCUGGGGCUAUUAUCCUCUCAUUCUAAUAGGAUCAUGGUUCUUUGGCACAAUCAACCGCAUCCACGAUUUUAUUGAACCAGGACACAAGAUAUUUUGGCUUUCUCUUCUUGAUGUAGGAAUGGCUGCACUCAUGGGUCUGUUCAACUCAAUUGCAUAUGGCCUUAACUCUUCAGUACGCAGGGCAAUAUAUGAAAGAAUGGAUCUGUUGCCAGAACGGCUGAGAAAAUGGUUUCCAAAAAGUUUGAGGUCAAGAGGUCAGCAACAGGAAAGUGAAUUAGUAUCCUUAAAAAUUCAGGACCAGCAAUAGCAAUUACAUGAUUUUCUUGUACAUUUAGCUGGAUGAGGUUGUCUCUGCUAAGUGAAACACCUACAAGUUCCACUGGGGUUAGUUGUAUUUCAAAACAGCUACAGCGUACAGAUUAUCUGAAGCAUUCUGGUUCACUCUCGUCAUGGAAGGAGGGGCAGUUCUUUUUUCUCUGGUUGGCCUUCUUCUAGUCUAUUUUGCUGCAAAUUUCCACUGCCGAUGCUCAUAUUCAAUCUGGCCUACAUGGAGGGUACCAAGUAGAAGAUACCAGUGGAUGGACUCAGACAUAUAGACAAACGUUGCAUCACUUUGGAUUUGGGGGAACUUGGGAAUGCAUUACUGUGAUAGCUGUUAAGAUUGGGUUAUAGAUUUUUUUAAAGUCUAACUUGUGCUCAGAAGAUUAAAUUGAUCAUUCUUUCUUGCGUGCAGUAACUGGUGAUUAUGGAAUUUUUAAACUCCUAAUUGAUUGAGUUUGUUUACACCAUUUUGGUUU